CAGCUGUUCAGAUCUGAUCAGCCUUCCUGGAGAGAUGGUCCUAUUUUUACUCCUGGCAGCCCUUCUUCUGUUCCCCAUUGGGGAGGCAGGGAAAAUCAUCGGGGGCCAUGAGGCCAAGCCACACUCCCAUCCCUACAUGGCAUUUGUUGAAUACCAGGUUUCAGAAGACAUUUUCUUCUGUGGGGGUUUCCUCGUGUGUGAGGACUUUGUGCUGACAGCAGCUCACUGCUUGGGAAGCUCAAUCAAUGUUACCCUGGGGGCCCACAACAUCAGGGAACAAGAGAGGACCCAGCAGGUCAUCCCAGUGAGAAGAGCCAUGCUGCAUCCAUGGUAUAAUGAUAAGACUUGGGCCAACGACAUCAUGUUACUGCAGCUGGCUUGGAAGGCUGACAUGACGGAUGCAGUGAGCCCCAUCAAUCUGCCCAGGUGCUGGCAGAAGGUGAAUCCAGGGAUGAUGUGCAGUGUGGCCGGCUGGGGGCGACUGGAGGUAGAUAUGCCCUCUGCAGACAAACUACAGGAGGUGGACCUUGAAGUCCAAAGUGAGGAGAAAUGUAUCGCUCGCUUCAGAAACUACAACCCCAUCACGCAGAUAUGUGCUGGAGAUCCAAACAAGAGGAAGAAUUCUUACUCGGGUGACUCUGGGGGCCCGCUCGUGUGUGAUGGUGUGGCCCAGGGCAUUGUGUCCUAUGGAAGAGAUGAUGGGACAACUCCAGAUGUCUACACCAGAAUCUCCAGCUUUCUGCCCUGGAUCCAGACAACAAUGAGACAGUACAAAUGCCAGGGAUCAGCCUGAGGUGCCCCCGAUAUUGACCCUCCAUCUUCCCUGGGAUUGGAAGCAUUGGUCAAAAUGUGUGGAGGAAGGUUGCCUGGAAUUUAAUAAACAUUCAUCUCUUGA
Dama dama (fallow deer) is the source of this 895-nucleotide messenger RNA. Its product is annotated as mast cell protease 1A-like. NCBI's taxonomy places the organism in Eukaryota, Metazoa, Chordata, Mammalia, Artiodactyla, Cervidae. The transcript has 5 exons. Gene Ontology annotation, biological process: proteolysis. Gene Ontology annotation, molecular function: serine-type endopeptidase activity. The record is from RefSeq and is a predicted model, not a curated record. Gene Ontology annotation, cellular component: cytoplasm; intracellular membrane-bounded organelle. Bases 35 to 793 code for a protein of 252 amino acids.